Molecule: messenger RNA, 926 nt
Organism: Periconia digitata
Lineage: Eukaryota; Fungi; Ascomycota; Dothideomycetes; Pleosporales; Periconiaceae
Source: the annotation of a GenBank genome assembly
ACCUUCGUUAUUCAUCAAGUUCAAACACUUUCAUUCACAAUGGUUUCCUCAACUCUCAUUGUUGCCGCUAUGGGCGCCGCCCUCCCUGUUGCUUUCGCAACUCCUUCGUACCCUGUUGCCAACGGUACCACUCCUUCUGGACCCACCUCGACUGGUGGCUCUAAGCCAGCUCUCCAGACCGUAGCCGUUGGACAGAAUGGCCUCAAGUUCACUCCCGACACCAUCACGGCAAAGGUUGGCGAGCAGAUCGUCUUCGAGUUCUUCCCCAAGAACCACGCCGUUGUCCAAGCAAACUUCGACAGCCCAUGCAAGCCCAAAGACGGCGGUAUCUUCUCUGGCUUCGUUCCCGUUCCCGAGGGUCGCGCCAACAAGACUUUCGUCGUGACUGUUCAGGACGAUAAGCCAAUGUGGCUUUACUGCCCCCAGAACGCCCCCAUGCCUCACUGCCCCCAGGGUAUGGUCGCUGUCAUCAACCCACCUGCUUCCGGCCCCAACACCCUCGAUGCCUUCAAGGCUGCUGCCGCUGCUACCAACGGAACCAAUGCGACGGCUCCAAGCGGUGGACCUACCGGAGGCGAGGUCAGCACUCCUGGCGCUGCUCCCGGAACUCCCGGUGCUCCCGGUUCUCCCUCAUCUUCGCCCGCUCCUUCUUUGGGCUCUGCGACGUCAGCUACUAUUAGCGGAUUCCUCGGCCUUGCUGCUUUGUCCGCUGCUAUUCUGUUGUAGGUAGCUCAGGGGAAGAGUGACGAGAGCUUAGGUCAGGCGGGUAAUUUUAUUUGAUGGCCAUAUUCAUUCAGUGAAUGGAUCCGACUGGAAUAGAGCAAGUAGUGUAUCCAAGUCUGGCAUGGGCUUUUGACUUUGUUUGUUACUAGAUUGUUUUCGCAUGCUUGUAAUCCUAAUAUAGAGUAUAUACUAUCCGAUAGUAU